UUCGUUAGAUUCUCGGAACGUAAGCAUCUCGCCAAAUAACCACCCCGAAGUACGCGUCGCACUCAGUUCUUCAAGUAACAGUGGUGCCAGUCACAAGUGCUAAACAUUCCUUCGCAGUUCUAGAACGCUAGAUCUCGACAAUGGAAGCGCCGGCCGAGAUUUGCGAAAAUUACCAGCUGAAAUGGAGUUCGCACAACACCUAUAUCCAUUCGUGCAUCUCUUCCUCUCUAGUCACCGACGACACGUUCGCCGACGUGGCCUUGGUCACCUUGGACGGCCACAAGAUCAUGGCCCAUAGAUUCGUCCUGGCGUACGCCAGCCAGUACUUGAAUAAGGCCUUGCGAUUUCAGCCCAAGGUCACCACGGCACUGCCCCUGAUGAUCGUGCUUCCGCAAAGCAUCACCUACAAGGCGCUCAAGAUACUGGUUAAGUACAUGUAUAGCGGAGAGGCUACCGUCUCGAAAGAUAUACUGAACGUUGUGCUGAAAGCGGGCGAUAUUUUAAAGAUAAAGGGGUUGUAUAGGGAGCAAACUGAUGAGGAGCAACAAAAGGCACAUAAAAACAGAGUAGGCGGUACUGGUCCGAUAUCGACUUCCGAGCCGAGCGGUCAAAAACAAAAGGAACAGAGAGCUCAGGAAGCGUUAAGCAAAAAUCCACCACCUUUGGUUGUCAGCGCUGGUUCGUCAUCUAAUCCAAAAAAGACAGACAACCAAGCCAAUAAAGCUCUACAAAGCAGAUUGCAGCAAAAGAUACAAGAAAAAGUACCGAUUUCAGCUCAAGUCACUUCAGAAAGUAACCAAAAAAAGUUAAGUGGACCUCGAGUUUUAAAUUUUUCGAUGACGAACAAUUUUAAUGGAUCCACUGAUAAGGAAAACUCAACAGGAAAAAAGACCAUCUUAUUAAAUCCCAAGAUAGCUCAACAAGUUGACAAACCGCAUACUAUAACCUCCGCAGACGCCGAAUCAGAAAAAGUAUCAAACAGUACAGUAAUGGCGAUAAAAAGAGAAAACGAAAAAACCGAUAACUUAUCUUAUUUGGUCAUUAAGGACGAACCUUUAGAAUGGACCGAAAACGAAAUGGAAAUUAUAGAGGAAAAAGAUAUUUAUCCUGACGGAUCGCCGAAAGGGGACACUUACGACUCUACAUCGAACGAAGGCUCCAAUGCGGAAAUGUAUACGCCACUGACUUGCGAAUUAUGUACUGAAACCUUCACGAUCCCUGCCGAAUGGGUUAAACACGUGCAAACACAUACGGACAUGUUGCCCGCAAAAAGACGAAGAAGAGACAGUCCAGAUGAGGACGAUUCAAAUGCCAAUUACCCCGAACUGCAAUGCGAUUUAUGCGACAAGCCUUUUCCAACCCCUGCCGAAUGGGUACGCCACAUCCAGGACACGCACACCGAAUUCGAGCUGAGCAUGUCGAACCGUCGAAAUCAGGAGAAAAAAUCGUCGGGCGUGAGAAAAUACAAACUCGUAAUGAAGUAAACCGGCCUCACCUAAAUAUAUAUUCGAUGAUUAUAUUACUUUUAAUUGAUAUUUAACAGUAAUGUAAAUUAUUAUUGGCUUCUGUUUCGGGAAUCUUGCUUUCAUUAGUUUACGUUUGGGAAAACCAGAAAUCUGGCAACUAAUUAUUUCUUUCAACCGGAUUUACACUAUUAGGUUUUUUUCAGCAAAUUUGUUCGAUGAUAAUUUGAUUGUUUAUACGAUAAUCAGUCUUCUAUUUCUUUGUUAUUACAGCAUAAAAUCGCGUUUUCACCAGUCAAGUGAAUUGAUCAAGUCACAGGAAUUGAAAUGACUGGCUCUUUGAUAUAUCUUUUACUAUG
Molecule: messenger RNA, 1822 nt
Organism: Sitophilus oryzae (rice weevil)
Lineage: Eukaryota; Metazoa; Arthropoda; Insecta; Coleoptera; Curculionidae
Product: protein tramtrack, beta isoform-like
Exons: 6
Coding region: 141-1484 (447 amino acids)
Biological process (GO): regulation of transcription by RNA polymerase II
Cellular component (GO): nucleus
Molecular function (GO): protein binding
Source: RefSeq, a predicted model, not a curated record